Molecule: messenger RNA, 2378 nt
Organism: Hyla sarda
Lineage: Eukaryota; Metazoa; Chordata; Amphibia; Anura; Hylidae
Gene: SLC25A12
Product: solute carrier family 25 member 12
Exons: 18
Coding region: 85-2103 (672 amino acids)
Biological process (GO): L-glutamate transmembrane transport; aspartate transmembrane transport; malate-aspartate shuttle
Molecular function (GO): L-aspartate transmembrane transporter activity; L-glutamate transmembrane transporter activity; calcium ion binding
Source: RefSeq, a predicted model, not a curated record
GAGGGGGCAGCCACAGCAGACAGCGCGCGUCCCCGAGCUCCCGGGAGCGCGCAUCCACCAGCUCUGACAUCACACAGCCUCAGCAUGGCGCUCAAGUUUACUAAGAGAGCUGACCCCAAUGAGCUGAAGACUAUAUUUUUAAAGUAUGCCAGCGUCGAGAAAGAUGGGGAACAUUACAUGACUUCAUCUGACUUUGUGCAGAAAUAUCUUGGCCUGCACACUGACCAGCCCUACAAUCCCAAAACUGUGGAGCUGUUAGGAGGAGUCGCCGAUCAGACCAAAGAUGGGUUGAUCUCUUUCCAAGAGUUUCUGGCAUUCGAGUCGGUGUUGUGUGCCCCUGAUGCUAUGUUCAUUGUGGCUUAUCAGUUAUUUGAUAAGAGCGGCACUGCGGAGGUAACAUUCGAGAAUGUUAAGGAAAUAUUUGGCCAAACCAUCAUCCAUCACCAUAUCCCAUUUAACUGGGAUUGCGAGUUCAUCAGACUUCACUUCGGGCACAACCGCAAAAAACACCUUUCCUACUUGGAAUUCACGGAAUUCUUACAGGAGCUGCAGCUAGAACAUGCUCGACAGGCAUUUGCUUUAAAGGACAAAAAUAAAUCUGGGAUGAUAACUGCUUUGGACUUCAGCGACAUUAUGGCUACUAUACGGUCACACAUGCUUACACCAUUUGUAGAAGAAAAUCUAGUCUCUGCUGCAGGAGGAACCAUCUCCCACCAAGUGAGCUUCUCUUAUUUCAAUGCUUUUAACUCCUUGCUCAACAACAUGGAGCUUAUACGGAAGAUAUACAGCACUUUAGCGGGCUCCAAAAGAGACUUGGAGGUCACCAAAGAGGAAUUUGCUAAUUCUGCAAACAAAUUUGGACAAAUCACUCCUUUGGAAAUUGACAUUCUUUUCCAGCUCUCCGAUUUAUUUAAUGCUACUGGACGUCUAGCUCUUACAGAUAUUGAAAGAAUAGCACCUUUAGAGGAGGGAGCACUACCUUAUAACCUGGCUGAACUCCAGAAACAGCAAUCAUACAGUGACGUGGGUAGGCCCAUCUGGCUCCAGGUUGCUGAGUCUGCCUACAGAUUCACAUUGGGCUCAAUUGCUGGAGCGGUGGGAGCGACAGCUGUUUACCCAAUUGACUUGGUGAAGACUCGGAUGCAGAACCAACGAUCCUCCUUUGUUGAAGAGCUGAUGUAUAAAAACAGUUUUGACUGCGCUAAGAAAGUAAUGCGCUACGAGGGCUUUUUUGGACUUUAUAGAGGUCUACUACCACAACUUGUAGGAGUUGCACCUGAAAAGGCUAUUAAAUUGACGGUUAAUGAUUUGGUUCGAGACAAGUUUACUCAGAAAGACGGUUCGAUUCCGCUCCUGGCUGAAAUCAUGGCUGGAGGCUGUGCAGGAGGCUCCCAAGUCAUUUUCACAAACCCGCUGGAGAUUGUCAAGAUUCGCUUACAGGUCGCAGGAGAAAUUACUACAGGCCCCAGAGUCAGUGCCAUCACCGUAAUCAGAGACUUGGGCUUCUUUGGCCUCUAUAAGGGUGCCAAAGCCUGCUUCCUGCGUGACAUCCCAUUCUCUGCCAUCUACUUCCCUGUCUAUGCACACUGCAAGACCCAGUUUACUAAUGAAGAGGGACACAUAGGAGCGUUACAGCUACUGACAGCUGGUGCUAUCGCAGGUGUACCUGCGGCUUCUUUAGUAACCCCUGCCGAUGUCAUCAAGACGAGACUGCAAGUGGCAGCUCGGGCCGGUCAAACAACCUACAAUGGUGUCAUCGACUGCUUUAGAAAAAUCCUUAAAGAAGAAGGAGCAAGGGCAUUGUGGAAAGGAGCCGGAGCUCGAGUGUUUCGAUCCUCCCCACAGUUUGGUGUGACACUGGUGACCUAUGAACUUCUGCAGAGAUGGCUUUAUGUUGACUUUGGAGGGAUCAAACCUUCUGGGACAGAACCUUCUCCAAAGACGAGAAUCUCCAACCUGCCUCCUGCACAUCCGGAUCACAUAGGCGGCUACAGACUGGCCACCGCAACCUUUGCCGGAAUAGAGAACAAAUUUGGCCUUUACCUGCCAAAGUUUCGAUCCGACGUGGCUCCAGCUCAAGCCAAAGCUCCCCCCUCUGUAUAAAACAGACGCAUCUACGGGUGCAAGCGCGACAUAGUAUUUAAAAAGGUUCCGCACAGUGCAGUAUCUCCGGUCGAUUGCAUGUGAGUUUAUCCGAGCUGCUUGUCCCGUUUUUCUACGAUAUAUUCAUUUGUUGAGAGGUGAAUCGCCUGUUUGCACAGAAGGGGGUUACCCGCUUUAGGCUGGGUUCACAUCACGUUUUCUCCCAUACGGGAGCGCAUACCGCAGGGGGGAGCUAAAACCUCGCGCUCCCGUAUGCCUUCGUAUGCGCUUCUGUA